This is a messenger RNA of Capsicum annuum, 2530 nucleotides long. Its product is annotated as protein ACCELERATED CELL DEATH 6-like. The coding region runs from base 681 to 2402 and encodes 573 amino acids. The record is from RefSeq and is a predicted model, not a curated record. Gene Ontology annotation, molecular function: protein phosphatase regulator activity; protein phosphatase 1 binding. Gene Ontology annotation, cellular component: plasma membrane. NCBI's taxonomy places the organism in Eukaryota, Viridiplantae, Streptophyta, Magnoliopsida, Solanales, Solanaceae. The transcript has 4 exons.
CCAUCACUAACAAAUUCACACCAUUAAUAUACAUCGCCCUCUCAUUCUUUUUCUGAUUCCUUUAACAAUACUAACCAAUACACCAUAAAGAAACAUUAUGAUCAUCUCCAUUAUUCUUUCUACAUAAUCCACCAAAUAUUUCCACUACUCACAAGAAUAUCCAUUCACAUAUUCACGUACAAUAAGAAAACACACUCCAUUUUUUUCACUCUUCUUCCACACAUACACAGACAAAAUCAAAUCUUUCACUAGCUUUUAAAUUUUUUGACUUUAUCCCUAAUUUAAGGGAUUUUGUUUGAAGAUGGUAACAUAUUUGAUGAAGACUUUUCUUGGUAUUUUUUCUUUUUAAAUGACACUACACAGAACACACUAAAACACAUUAUCAGAUCUUCUAUCCUCUCUCACUUUCUCUCUCUUAAUUCACUCUCUCUUCUACAUCUCUUUACUGUCAAAGGCAGAAUUCCCUUACCAGCCGCACCACCACUAAGAAACCACCACCGCGCCACCCUUCCUUUCCCCGUAUCACAACAACCAACGUCCAGCUACCACGCGCCGCUCCCUCCUCUCUUUUCCAUCGCGACUUGCCGGAGUUGAUCAUCGGCAGGCGAAAUUCCAGAGAAAGCAAAGGACUCACAGGAUUAUCAUUGGGAGAUCUUGGAUAAAACACCAAAUCAAAAGGAAUGGAUCCGACCCUGUAUAAUGCUGCGAUGAGAGGCAAUAUCGUAGAUACCAAUUUUCUACUUGCUGAUCAUCUGAAAAGGGAUGAAGAAAAUGGCUACCAAGUCACUCCGAAGGGCAACACGGUCCUCCAUGUCGCAGCCCUCUAUGGCCAUUCCCAUUUCGCGGCAGAAGUCCUUAAGGUUACUCCGGCAAUGUUACGCUGUCAAAACAAGAAAAAUGAAACCGCUCUUCACAUAGCAGCCAAUGAAGGGCACACUGAAGUAGUACGUGUGCUACUUGCAUGUAUAGAAGGUCAUAAGAAACUCACGAGGAUGACAGAUGCUAGUGGAGAUACAGCCCUGCACAGGGCCGUGCGGAGCCAACAUCUAGAUGUGGUUAAGCUCUUGGUGAAAGAAGAUUCUGAAUUCGAAUUUCCGCCUAACCAUGCGCAAGAGACGCCACUGUAUCUGGCGGCUGAAUCUGGUUUUCAUGAUGCUUUGAUUACCAUCUUGAAAUCCUGCAAGAAAUCAACUUGUGCUGCAGGUCCAUCUAAUAGAACGCCGCUGCAUGCAGCAGUAAUUCAGAAACAUAGAGAUUGCAUUAGAUCACUAUGGCGUUGGAAUAAGCCUUUAUGCGAAGAACUUGACUUAUGGGGUUGGAAUUCACUUCACUAUGCUGUUAAAUUAGGAUUGGAAGACGUAGUUUCUGCUAUGCUGGGGUGGAAAAAAUCCUUAGUGUACCUUCCGGCAGGCAGUGAAAAUGACUGGACAACAGCAAUUCACAUUGCAGCCAGUGAAGGUGAUGUAAACAUGAUAAAUAAGCUAUUAAAUCACUGCCCUGAUUGUCGUGAUAUGCUUAACAGAAACAAUCAAAAUGCUCUUCAUGUUGCCGUAUUGAACAAUCAAGACAAGGUAGUCUGCUCCUUAUUAGACUCUGAUAAGUGCGACAGCCUUGUUGAUGAACCAGAUAGUGACGGAAACACUCCUCUCCAUUUGCUUGCUGCCUCCGGUAACCAUGUGCCUGAAUUAAUAAACCAUCCUAGAGCAAAGAAGAUGUCAUUUAACAAACAAAACCAGACUCCACUUGAUAUAGCAUUAUCGUGCCCAAAGAAGGAGAAAUUGAUGGAGGAUUUGGGUAGCAUUGGCCGAGUUGGAAAACGUGACUUUGAAGUAAAGCGGAAGUACAAGUACACACCCAAUCCAAAUGCUGAAACAGAAACAGGAGGCAAAAUGCAACUGAGGGAAGAUGAUCACGAUAAAGCUAAAAAGGCAAAUCAAACAAUAAUUGAAAGUAUUAUGAAGGUAGCUCAAAUCCAUAUUGUUGUGGCCACUUUGAUAAUGACAGUCACUUUCGCCGCUGGUAUCACAUUGCCAGGAGGUUUUGAGAGUGACUCCGAUAGCCCUAAUCAAGGGAUGGCGAUUCUAAUAAGGAAAACAGCAUUUCGUGCAUUUGUUGUUUCCGAUGCCAUUGCCUUUACAUGCUCAGCUGUUGCCAUAUUCAUCUACUUCUUCAUGGCAGAUGUAAGUCCAGAUCCUCAAAAGAAAAAAAUUGUAAAUAAGCUUUAUAAUCUCGCAGCUUAUUUUCAGUUCUUCUCAAUGUUAGCAGUCGUAAUUGCAUUCGCAACGGGUAUGUUUGCUACUUUAUCACAUUCACUUGGUCUUGCUGUUACUGUCUGUUUCAUAGGUUGCCUCUCUAUUUUAUUGUACUUCUUGGUUCUUAUUUAUAUGGCAAGGAAAAUAUAGAUGAUGCUGAUAAGUCACUAGAGAGACAUGAAUGUGAGCUACUACUUGUACUUAUUGCUUCCAAAUGUAUAAUUCAGUUUUUACCGAAUACAUUGAAUUACAUAUCACAGAUAUGUUUUUUUAGUCCA